Molecule: messenger RNA, 2312 nt
Organism: Pipra filicauda (Wire-tailed manakin)
Lineage: Eukaryota; Metazoa; Chordata; Aves; Passeriformes; Pipridae
Product: zinc finger protein 436-like
Exons: 3
Coding region: 67-957 (296 amino acids)
Biological process (GO): regulation of transcription by RNA polymerase II
Molecular function (GO): DNA-binding transcription factor activity; RNA polymerase II cis-regulatory region sequence-specific DNA binding
Source: RefSeq, a predicted model, not a curated record
UCCUGUUCCGUCCCUGCGGCCGCGGAGCUCUCGGACCAGCAUUUCUCCUUCACAAAGCUUGGCCAGAUGGAGGAGGAGUCUGCGAGGAAGAGGAAGAUGCCCCAGGACCCCCAGGCAGGCCCCGAGCUGAGGACGGAGAGCCCGGAGGACAAAUCCCCCCGGCAGAGCCUGGUGGGAGAGGCCGUUUUGAAGGGCUCCACGGCGCAGGAAGGCAGCGGGGAGGAAAAACCACGAAGGUACCCCAGGAGGAGGGUCUCCAAAGCCAGCCCAGGGUGCUCUGAGGAGGAAAGACCCACCCUGUGCCGGGAAGGUGACGAGAGCUUGAGCGAGAGCUCUGACCUGGAGGUCCAUGAGCAGCUCCGUGCUGGGAAAAGGCCGUUCAAGUGCUUGGAAUGUGGGAAGAGGUUUAGCAAGAGAUACCACCUGAUCCGCCACCAGCGCAUCCACACUGGGGAAAGGCCCUACAAGUGCUCGGAGUGUGGGAGCAGCUUCAGCCGGCGCUUCUGCCUGAUCCGCCACCAGAUCGUUCACACCGGAGAACAACCCUACCAGUGUGGGGAAUGUGGGAAAAGCUUCAAUGACCGCUCCAACCUCAUCACCCACCAGCGCCUGCACUCCAGGAAACGGCCCUACAAGUGCUUGGAAUGUGGGAAGAGCUUCUGCCUGAGCUCCGACCUUAUCCGCCACCAGAAGAUCCACAGUGGGGAACGGCCCUACAAGUGUCCUGAGUGUGGGAAGAGGUUUAAGACCAGCUCACAUCUCCUCCUGCAUCAGCGGACGCACACAGAUGAGAGGCCCUUCCUCUGCACCGACUGUGGGAAGAGCUUCAACCGCAACUCCCACCUUGUCCUGCACCGGCGCAUCCACACUGGAGAGAGGCCCUACAAGUGUGACGAGUGUGGGAAGAGCUUCAGCCAGAGCUCUGCCUUGACCUCACACCAACGGACCCACCAGUAAGCGAAGCCCUGUGAGCACCUCAACUGCGGGAAGAGCUUCAUCUGCUGCUCCAACUCCAUCACCCAUCGGAGGACCCACAUUGGUUCCACAGUGACCCACAUUGGGCACAGAUCUGUUGACUCAUGUUCCAGAUGAUCCAUGCUGGGCAGUGCAUUGGGUUUGCCAGGUUUUGGUAGCAGGGGGACUCCAGGGCUGGGUUUAGUGAGCAGCUGCCAGAAACUUCCCCCAUGUCCAGCAGAGCCAAUUCCAGCUGGCUCCAUCUCAGAGAUGACAGUGACGCCUUGGGGAGAAUGUAUUUGUCUUAGUUUUAGCUGCUCCCCCCAGGGCUGGGAGCUGGGGUGGUUGGUCCCUGGAGAGUUUCCCGCUGAGGGACCAAUCACAGCUGUUCUUUUUUGCUCUUUUGAAAUUAGAUAUUCACAACAGCCGGAAAUCGUUGGCAGUUUUAGUUGUGUGUGAGAGCGUGUGUGUGAGAGAGAGAAGCCGGAGGGGUGGACGGGGGCCCCCCAUAACCCAGGGGGGGCCCCUGUGCCCCCACGGCCCUGGCUCAGCCAGGGCUGGAGGCAGUGUGUAGGAGUAUGUGUGUGUUGUGAGGGAGACUCCCUCUUCCCCCCCCAGCUAGACUGCAGGGCUUGGGACAGUGUGAACUGGACUGAGUACCCUGUGGCCAAGGCGAGGGAGCUUUCUUUUUCUUCACCUGGGAAGGCGGUGGUGUGGAUUCAAGGCAUGCUCGGCAUUGGAGCUAGAGGGGUCCAGAGCCUGGAGAAGUGGCUGGGAUAUAUGGAAAAGCUGGAAGAACUGCAGGCUGAAGGAAUUGGAGACGGGCCAGAGGGCCUCGGAGGUGCCAUACGUUGGGUUUGGACCUGGGCUACUGAAAUUGAAAACUGCAGCAGCUAAGGAAGAGUGAGAGAGCCAAACCAGCAGGUUUUUCUGGGCAAGGACUUUUUGAUGAAAACUAUUUGGGGUAAAAAAGGACUGAGCAGAGACCCAGAGCCUGCAACCUGGAGAGUGAGAAAUGGAACAUCUUACUCCCUAGGAGGAAACCUUCACGAAACCAAGGAGGAAGGACUCAGAGCUGACUCCCUGGACCUUUUUGUGAUGAAGACCUGGUGAAGUGAGUGUUUCCCUGGCAGCCCAGGAUGAGACCUCAGCAGGAGCUGAGGGCUGGUGGGGGUGCAAGAGAACCCCUUUCCCUGAUACCCCAAUGAGAGAGAGACUUUUUCACUAUUACCCUGAAGACGACUUCUGAACUGAUGUGGGAGGGUUCAAGGGGAGCUGUGUUAAUAUUAUAUAUAAUUGCUUUUUAGUUUGUAUAGUAUUUAUUGGGUAGUAAUAAAUUGUAUGUAAUUCCCUUCCCA